GAUGUGACCGUGAAUCACCAGUAAAAGAAUGAGUGAGAGAGACAUACAGAGCCUGAGCAAAUGGGUUUUCGUGCUCAGUCUCUGCCUUACCACGCUGUGGGGACGUCUGACGCUGGCCUCCACGCAUCAGCACAGAAGCCAUUCAGUGCACGUGGAGCCGGGCACGUGCGAGGUCAUCGCGGCUCACCGGUGCUGCAACAAGAACAAGAUCGAGGAGCGCUCCCAGACGGUGAAGUGCUCCUGCUUCCCAGGGCAGGUGGCAGGGACAACACGGGCAGCUCCCUCCUGCGUGGACGCCUCCAUCGUGCUGCAGAAGUGGUGGUGCCAGAUGGAGCCGUGUCUGGACGGGGAGGAAUGCAAAGUGCUGCCUGACCUGUCGGGAUGGAGCUGCAGCAGUGGCAACAAAGUGAAGACGACCAAGGUCACUCGAUAGCCCCCGUGCAGGGUGGCACAGGCUGAGCAGCCUUGCCAUGGGUCCUGGUGCUCCCGUGGGCAGCAGGAUGUGGCCCUGCAGAGGGGGAUGCUGCAGGGCUGCCAGGCUGCACCCGUCAGCAGGACUGUGACACUGCUGGAUCAGAGCAUCCUCUGCGCCCCAGCUUCCCUGGAGGCUGCAGGCAGGGAUCCCAGCGCAGCUGCCAGCAUCCCAUCACUCCACGGUUUCCUCCUUUUCUGUGGACACGUUCACCAACCAAGAAAUGGGCUCGUUUUCUAAUCCUCCUAAAUAAAAUACUCCCACUAUGUAAGAGCUGUUGACAAUGCAGAGACAGACAGGCAGCAGGCCCCCAAAAUGGGCUUUAAUUGGAAUAGCUGAAAUCAUUGCUGUGAGUCGCCUUUCCCCCCAAGAUGCUGAAUCCAGGUUGCAUUGGAAUUGGGAAAUCAGUGGUUAUGUGAAACCCUUCCCCAUGUGGCUCCUAGCCCUGGGGUUCCUGGGAGCAGCUGCUGAGCUCCAGCCUGAUCCUGAGUCACUGAGGGCUGCUCUGCCCUCGGAGCCUGGCCUUUCCCUGCCCCACCGCUAUGACCACAGGCAGCAGAUGUGGCAGCGUGGUCAGAGGGUGUCUGACACCCUGUUGGCUCCCAGGGAUGGUGAGAUGUCUCCAUGGUGCAUGCUGCUGGUUUCUCCUUCCUCAGUAAUUGCAUUAUUCAGGUUGCAAAUUUAGUAUUUUCCACCAUGCAAAUCCCAGGCACUGAGUUUCUGCUUGUGUUUGCAAUUGAAUUUCAGACUUGUGUGAGGCGACCUCUCCGUCUGCAGCUCUGGGGUGUCUGGGGCAUCAGAAAGGGCCUCUGACCAAGCUAGAUUUUGUUGUAGUAAUCCCAAAUAAAGAAAAAUGUACCACCUUCUGGCCCUGAGCUCAUGACCUUCUCCAGGACACGCCAUUUCCCGUGGUGUGGCAACUCAAGGUGGGGGACAAUGUGAGCUCUGUGCCCCCAGUGUCAGAGGUGCUGGGGACCCUGGGGCUGUGGGACCAGCACCUCUAGCCCUGCUCUGUGGCUGCUCUGGGACCCUGCAGGGGAUGUGCUGGUGCAGGAGGGGCUGGAGAUGGUGUGAGGACCAUGGCAGUGAGGGGGUCCCUGCUGUGCUUGCUGCCACCUGCCUCCUGCCCUGGCUCCCUCCACAGGACUCAUUAUUGAGAUGUUUUUGUAAUGGGGUACGUAAUACCCUCUCCAGAUGCGAUGUAAAUACCGGACUGUGAAAUAAUAAAUUCAUUUUAAUCUCUGCAAAA
Agelaius phoeniceus (red-winged blackbird) is the source of this 1721-nucleotide messenger RNA. It is a transcript of the gene TAFA3, whose product is annotated as TAFA chemokine like family member 3. Lineage: Eukaryota; Metazoa; Chordata; Aves; Passeriformes; Icteridae. The record is from RefSeq and is a predicted model, not a curated record. Gene Ontology annotation, molecular function: receptor ligand activity.